This is a messenger RNA of Dromaius novaehollandiae (emu), 2937 nucleotides long. It is a transcript of the gene TIGD5, whose product is annotated as tigger transposable element derived 5. Lineage: Eukaryota; Metazoa; Chordata; Aves; Casuariiformes; Dromaiidae. Bases 180 to 1940 code for a protein of 586 amino acids. Gene Ontology annotation, molecular function: DNA binding. The transcript has a single exon. Gene Ontology annotation, cellular component: nucleus. The record is from RefSeq and is a predicted model, not a curated record.
GGGAGAGCUGCGCAUGCGCGCUGCGCGGCGCCCCGCCCUCCCGGCCGGCGCGGGGCCGGAGCGCAGACAAAGGCGCCGCUGCCCCCCCCCCACCUCCCCCCCCCCGCUUUAAAUCCCGCCCCGGUUAUAACGCGCCCUCUCCCGGUACCGCGCCGGCCCAUGGCGGCUGCGGCGGCUCCAUGCCCGGGGGGGAGGCGGGCGGGGGGCCGGCCGGCAUGGCAGGCGGGCGGCGGGGCAGCGGCGGCAGCGGCUCGCCGGCGGCGGGCGGGGGGGUGUCGGUGAAGAUGGCGCUGCGGCGGGCCUACUCCAUCAAGGACAAGCUGCAGGCCAUCGAGCGGGUGAAGAAGGGCGAGCGGCAGGCGUCGGUGUGCCGGGCCUUCGGGGUGCCGGGCGGCACGCUGCGGGGCUGGCUGAAGGACGAGGCCAAGCUGCGCUGGUUCCUGGAGCAGCUGGGCGGCGAGGUGGGCACCCAGCGCAAGAAGAUGCGCCUGGCCAACGAGGAGGAGAUCGACCGCGCCGUCUACGCCUGGUUCCUCGCCCUGCGCCAGCACGGCGUGCCGCUCUCGGGGCCCCUCAUCCAGGCGCAGGCCGAGGCCUUCGCCCGCCAGAUCUACGGCCCCGAGUGCACCUUCAAGGCCAGCCAUGGCUGGUUCUGGCGCUGGCAGAAGCGCCACGGCAUCUCCAGCCAGCGCAUCUACGGCGAGGGCGGCCUCCCCGCCGAGCCCGAGCGCGCCGUCGCCGCCGCCAUCGCCAGCCCCGAGGCGCCGCCCGACGCCGGCGGCUACGGCGACGAGCAGAUCUACAACGCCAACGUCACCGGGCUCUACUGGAAGCUGCUGCCGGGGCAGCGGCGCCGGCGGCCGGCCCCCCGCGAGCGGGUCACCGUGCUGCUGGCCGCCAACUUGACGGGCUCCCACAAGCUCAAGCCGCUGGUGGUGGGCGGCCUCCGCGACCCCCCCAGCCUGCGGCACCACAACCAGGACAAGUUCCCCGCCUGCUACCGCUACGGCCCCCAGGCCCGGCUGGGGCUGGCCCUGCUCCGCGCCUGGUUCUUCGAGGACUUCGUGCCGGGCGUCAAGCGCUACCUGCGCCGGAGCUGCCUGCAGCAGAAGGCCGUGCUGCUGCUCAGCUGCCCGCCGCCGCCCUCCGGGGCCGGCCCCGAGGAGACGCCGCCGCUGCAGACGCCUGACGGUGCCAUCCGCGCCCUCUUCCUUUCCAAGGGCCCCGCCGGGAGCGGCGCGGCCGGAGGAGGCGGCCGCAUCCCAGCCCCGCUGGAGCAGGGGGUGGUGGCCGCCUUCAAGCAGCUCUACAAGCGGGAGCUGCUGCGCCUGGCCGUGUCGUGCGCGGCCGGCGGCUCCGGCGGCGGCGGCGGCCCCAUGGAUUUCGUGCGGUCCUUCCUGCUCAAGGACAUGCUCUACUUGGCCGGCCUCUCGUGGGACCUCAUCCCCCCCGGCUCCAUCGAGAAGUGCUGGCUGCUGGGGCUGCGCGCGGCCUUCGAGCCCCAGCCCGGGGAGGAAGAGCAAGGGGACGCGCCGCGCGGGGACGAGGGCGGCGGGGACAGCAAGGUCUUCAGCGACCUCACCCACCUGGCCGCCCUGGCCUACAAGCGCUUGGCUCCCGAGGAGGUGGCCGACUGGCUGCACUUGGACGACGCGACCCCGGGCACGGAGGAGGACGAUGGGGAGGAGGACGCUGAGGACGAAGGCCCCGCUGGCUGCGGGGCGGAGGAGGAGGAGGAGGUGGCCGGCGGCGGCGGGGCUAGGGAAGGGGGGGACGCCUUGCUGCCCACGGCCCGGGAAGCCAUCCGAGGCCUGGAGACGGCGCUGCGCUGGCUGGAGAGCCAGGACCCGCGGCAAGUGGGGCCGCUGCAGCUGGUGCAGCUCCGCUCGCUCAUCAGCAUGGCCCAGCGGCUGCGCCGCGGCGGCAGCCCCGACGCCUAGGGCCAGGGCGGCCCGCGACCUCUCGGCUACCUGCCGCCUCGCUUGGGUAGGGGGGGCACAGCCUGGACCCCCGUGGGGCUGGGGGUGACCUGGCUCUGCCGUGGGACCGGCAGCAGAGGUGCCAGCUCCCCUCACCCUCCAUCACGGGCAGCCUGGGCUCCGGCGGCCCCGGUACCCUUAGGUCACCGCCGCUAAGGGGAGCAAAAAUUUAGGGCUAACGGCGGGUUUUGGGUAAUUCCCUCCCUACGUUGCAUAUUCGAGGGCUGUUCCUCAGCCUACGUGUAUUUAGGAGGUGCUAUUUUUUUAAUCCCCCGAGACUGAGCAGAAUGGUCCGCCGGUACCACGGGGGGUCUGUCGGGGGCCCCCCGAUGCUGCAGGGGAGAGGGGCGAGGGGAGACCCGCUCCGCUCCGCGUUGCCGCUGGGAGGACGGGGCAAAGCUGUGUCCCAGAGCGGGGAGCCGAGCGAGGACCGAGGUGGAUCCCCACAGAGGCGUCGGGCAGGUCCGAUGACGGCGUCGCGCCACCCCCAUCUUUGGCACGCUGCCGGACCCCCCCAGGAUGCUCCCGGUGGGGUGCUGCCCUGGAAGGGGUGUGGAUACCCUCCCCAACACCCACACCAUUCCCUGUUAAACCAGGGCGGUUUGGGGCUGCUUUGAGACACCUUUUUUUUCAUGCACUGGAUUGGGGACGCUUGGACCAGGGUUGCGUUACUACCGAUAAGCUACAGAUCCCCGGGGAGGGUCCGUGGGAGCAGGAAGGGUCCCAGAGCUGACCUGAAACACUAAAGGCAUCAAACGUGGAUUAGCAGCUCUGCUCUUCACUGGAUUUUCAUAAACUCUAGUCUAUUUAGCCAAAUUAUUCAAAAGAAGAGGAAAAAAAACCCAAACCAUUAGUGCUGAAGCACCCAGUGUCAGCAGGCGGGGUGGCUGUUUUGACCUGUUGGCUCUUUGUCUCGUAACUUCAGAGUUUAUGAAGAUUAAACAGCUUUUUAUUCCCA